This is a messenger RNA of Henningerozyma blattae CBS 6284, 1962 nucleotides long. It is a transcript of the gene NUP2, whose product is annotated as nucleoporin NUP2. The coding region runs from base 1 to 1962 and encodes 653 amino acids. The transcript has a single exon. Gene Ontology annotation, biological process: intracellular transport. Gene Ontology annotation, cellular component: nuclear pore. The record is from RefSeq and is a predicted model, not a curated record. Lineage: Eukaryota; Fungi; Ascomycota; Saccharomycetes; Saccharomycetales; Saccharomycetaceae.
AUGUUGAAAAGAGUAUCUGAGAAUCAGAUAACAAAAGAUGAUAUUGAGGAUGAGGAAGAUGAAAGAUAUGGUGCCAUCGAGCCAUCAAAAAUAGCUUCUCCUGAAACUAUGAGCAAAAGAAAAAUCGCAAUGCCAAAAAGAAAUAUGAAAUUUUCAUUUAGGGGCAGCAAUGAAAAUGUAAAAGAUGAAUCUAAAAUGGCUAAUGCCUUUUCUUUUCUCAAUAAUAAAUCCACUUCAGCUACAGCACCUGUUUCAGCUUCAGGAAGCAAUACUGCUGCUAGUGAAAAAGAUCUUAAAAUGAAAGCUUUGAAUAGCCAAUUUAAGGACAAGAUUAUCGACACCAUUAAGAAUGAUCCAAUGGCAGAUUUAACCCCAAUUUUGGAGAAAUACAAAAAUUUUAUGAAGACUCUUAUUCAUUCAGGGAACGCUACUGCUGUGCCAACUACUAAUCCUGUACCAACUAGUUCAUUUACUUUUACCAAACAAUCUCCAUUGGAUUUAGCUUCAGAUACAAAAUCAGAAAGUGCACCAGUUUCUUCAACAAAUACUAAAUCACAACCCUCUGAUGAUAAUGAAUCUUCUGAUGAUGAAAUCAAAGUUGAAGGCCCAACCUUCACUUUAUCUAGUAAUCCAACUACUAAUAAUUCUGUAUUUACAUUUGGUAAGAACAAUACCAAAAAGACAAAAAAUGAUGAUGAUAGUGAAAGUGAUGUUGAAAUUAAGGGCCCUCAAUUCACUUUUAGUGGUGCAGUACAAAGUGAUACUUUCAAAUUUAAGGAUUCUAAGCCUGUAGAAAAACUCGAAACCAAAGGGACAGAGAACACUAAACCAAUUUCUAAAGUUGAUUUGCCAACAAAUUCUGUUCCAGAAUCUACUAAUCUUGAUACUGCUUCUAAAAAUACAUUCACCUUUAGUGCUCCACAAACAUCAACAAGUGAUAAUAAAGCAGACGACACUGCAGCCAAACCAAAGCCAUUUUUCUUUGGACAACCAACCUCUACUUCAACUUCAGAUGCUAAACCAAAUCCAUUUUUAUUUAACCAACCUACUCAGACAGAGAAAAAGCAAGAAUCAAAACCAGACGCUGAUAAUUCAAAACUAAGUUUUAACUUUGCACCAAAAAAUACAGACGCUGAUACUCCAAAAACUCCAACUUCUACUUCUACUGUAAAACCUUCAUUCAACUUUGGUAAUAUAGGUUCUAAUACAAAUACCAAUCAAGACUCUACUUCGGGGGGUUCCUUUAAAUUUUCAACUUCCAAUAAUUCAACCACAGAAAAGAAUACUGAUACUGCAAAAAAGACAUCGUUUGUAUUUGGUACCUCAUCAAAAGAACAAAAUAAAGAAGAACUAAAACCAACUUUUACCUUUGGGUCUUCUUCCACAAAUUCUGCUCCAACUUUUAAAUUUGGUGCUACUUCUACAAGUUUAUCAGCUACUCCACCAGCAGACUUUAAAUUUGAUUUACCAUUUGGACAGGGGAAAAGUAAUACACCUACAACUGAAGCAACUUCUUCUACUCCAGUUGUUACCACUUCAAAUAAUGAUGAAACUUCUAAUGCUGAACCGCUUGAGGAAAGUCAUAGUCAAUUAGAUUUACAUAAUGGUGAAGAAGAUGAAAAUGUUUUAUUUUCACAAAAGGCUAAGUUAAUGAUAUUCGAUACAGAAAAACAUAAAUAUGAUUCAAAGGGUGUAGGUGAAAUGAGAUUAUUACAGAAAAAGGACGACAAAUCUAAAAUUAGAUUUUUGUUAAGAUCCGAUGGUAUGGGCAAUAUAUUAUUAAAUUCUUUACUAGUAAAAAGUUUUAAUUUUGGUCCAUUAACCCCUCAAAAUGAUAAUUUAGUUAAAACUCCUGUUAUCAAUGCUGAUGGUAAAUUAAUAACUUAUGUGGUUAAAUUUAAACAAAAAGCUGAUGGUCGUUUAUUUGUAAAGGCUAUUGACGAUGCUAAAAAUGAUAUGUAA